AUGCCGGCCCAACUGCAACUGCAGCAAAGUGUCCUGCAUCGAUUGAUUCCACUGCUGGUGCUGGUAUCGAUCGCUGCCAGCCUCCCAGCCAUACGCCCCGGUCCGAACACCAUCGCCGACAUCAAUCAGCACCGCACGCGCACACGGGAAACGCUCCAGCACACCCCCCGGUACGAGUUCGCGUACGGCGUGAAGGACCCAAUUACGGGCGAUCACAAAGAUCGGUGGGAAAAGCGGGACGGCGACCGGGUGCAGGGUGUGUACAUGCUCGAGGAGCCCGACGGGACGCAGCGCAUCGUGGAGUACGAGGCCGACGGUGUGCACGGCUUCCGGGCGAUCGUCACCAACGUGCCGCUGGCCAAGGGCACCCGCACGCCGCACGACACGAUCGCGCACAGCUACAACAUGCUGCACGCCACCACCUAG
Molecule: messenger RNA, 426 nt
Organism: Anopheles gambiae (African malaria mosquito)
Lineage: Eukaryota; Metazoa; Arthropoda; Insecta; Diptera; Culicidae
Product: larval cuticle protein A2B
Exons: 1
Coding region: 1-426 (141 amino acids)
Cellular component (GO): extracellular matrix
Source: RefSeq, a predicted model, not a curated record